CUUGUGUUUGUCAUCAUAUACAUAUUUUAUUGUUUAUUGGCCUCUAUUAGUCUAGUGUACAAUCAAAAUAAAAUAAUCCGUUACAAUUGAAUUAAUUUUCAAUUUGCAUUAGCAUAAUUAAAUAUAUUUAUAUAUAUAUAAUAUAUAUCUAUACAUAUUUAAGUACAAUAGCUGAUCGAAAUGUGUCAAUACUCUGUAUUGUGAAUAAUAAAAAUAAAAGUGACAAUUUGUUUCCAAUUUACCCACCAGAAAUUCCAUGCAAUAUCAAGUAACUGACUGUUGAGCAUUUAAUUGAACCAUGUAAUUAUGAACUCACAUGUUCGAUAAUCAAGCAGACAAUCGGUAUUAAUUUUUGGGAUACGAAGUGAUAACAAAAUGAUGACGGAAGAAGAUCGACAACUCCGAGCUGCCGCUGAAAAUUUUUUGAAUGGUUCACUUCAAUCACAGAGAAGUGGCUCCUAUACUCAAAGGAGUCUCAGUAGUAUCAAUAGAGAUUAUAUUAUUAGCGAAGAUUUAAUUGCUGGUACUCGAUACCAUGGAAGGAUGUCAAGUGUCAGGAGAUUUUUUUGCUUACUUGUUACGUUUGAUCUACUCUUCACAUGCCUCAUGUGGUUGAUUUGCACAACGAUAGCUGGUGAAAAUAUUACAACAGCAUUUAUACAACAAGUUCUUCAUUACAAUAUUUCGACAUCGCUUUUUGAUAUAAUUAUGGCAGCUGUUUGUCGAUUCACGAUACUGCUAUUAUUUUAUGCACUACUACAUUUAAACCAUUGGUUUUUUGUCGCGCUUACAACUGCCUUAACUUGUACCUUUCUUGGCGCCAAAGCUUAUUAUUUUAAUUGGAAUGGAGUUUCACAACCUGGUUUUCAAGCUCUUUUAAUUUUAACGUCAUUUGUGAUAGCAUGGGGCGAAGCCUGGUAUUUUGAUAGUCGUGUAGUACCACAAGAAAUUCAAGCACACGAUUGGUUGAUAAAUUCGAUCGACAAUGAAAGAGCGCCAUUGCUUCGUCAUUUUAUUGAUAGUGCGCAAAGUCGCACGGCUGAAAGUGUGGGAAAUUUUUUCACUCCAAUGGAUUCACCAAAUCAUUCCGAUACGGAAGAAGAUCAAUCAAAAUCAGUCAACUCAACGAUUUCAGAUGAUGAGUUCUUCAAUGUGAUAGGAAAUUUACCAAAUUUAUCGCAAGAUAAGAUUGAAGAGUAUAAAAAAAAAGCAUCAUUACUCGUAGAUCAAUCUUACACACUUUUAGUAUCGAAAGAAUGGCAACAAUUAAAUACAACAGAAGAAGGAGAUAUUAUUUCAGUAAUUAAUAGACCUUCUGGAAAAAUAUUAAAAAUUGAAGGAAUAGUUAAUGCCCCAGCUACAGUUCUCGUAAAUAGUUUACAUAACAAUGUCGAAGACGUUGCAUCAUGGAAUAAAGAUGUAUCCGUUGUUCAGAAAAUUCAGAUGAUCGAUGUAAACACGGAUAUUGUUUAUCAAGCGACAAAAACCUAUGGCGCUGGUUUUAUUGGCCCAAGGGAUUUUGUUACACUGCGACAUCGCAAUAAAUGUGGGAAAUAUUAUAUGAGUAGUGGUAUUUCUAUACACAUUAAUCUUCCAAUUCGUAAGAACCAUAUAAGAGCUGAAAACAGUAUUGUCUGUUUAGCAGCAGAACCAAUCAACUCCAGUGAUAGUAACGACGAGUUACAAUGUCGAGUAACUUGGAUACUUCAUCUCGAUUUAAAAGGCUGGAUACCACAGAGAAUUAUUGAUAAUUCUAUAGCUAGUAUGCUUGAAAAAAUGAUUAAAUCAAUUCGAUCUUAUGUAAUUAACUGUCAUAGUAAUAAUUUAUCUUUAAGUUCUGGUUAAUUUUAUACUUUUAUUAUUAAAUAAUUUUUAGUUUGAAAAAUAAAAAAAAAUUAACUUUUCAAUUUUUUUGAUAAAUUUAUAUUAUAAUGAAUAAUUAUAAUAAAAUUAGCAGAGGUAAAUUAUCUAAGAAAAUCUCGAUUUUCAUAGUUCGAGAAAUAAAUUACGUGUGUAUCUAAUAAGAAGUACUGAUUUAUAUUGUAUAUAAGAAUUUUUUAGCAAAAAAAUGAUGUAUUAUAAGAGUGCAUUUAGACUAAUUACUAAAAAUACAUAUACCAAAAUACGUCAUGUCUUAUUUAGCGAAGAACUUUACAUGUGAUAAUAAAAUUUUUAUAACUUUGA
Molecule: messenger RNA, 2184 nt
Organism: Microplitis mediator
Lineage: Eukaryota; Metazoa; Arthropoda; Insecta; Hymenoptera; Braconidae
Gene: Start1
Product: steroidogenic acute regulatory protein-like
Exons: 11
Coding region: 376-1845 (489 amino acids)
Molecular function (GO): lipid binding
Source: RefSeq, a predicted model, not a curated record